Molecule: messenger RNA, 1064 nt
Organism: Cynocephalus volans (Philippine flying lemur)
Lineage: Eukaryota; Metazoa; Chordata; Mammalia; Dermoptera; Cynocephalidae
Exons: 2
Coding region: 1-1026 (341 amino acids)
Biological process (GO): virion assembly
Molecular function (GO): zinc ion binding; nucleic acid binding
Source: RefSeq, a predicted model, not a curated record
AUGAGUCCGGCAGACGACUCAGGUCCUGACUCCACUGUGAUUUUACCCCUCCGAGCCAUAGGACCCCCAGCCGAGCCCAACGGCCUAGUUCCUCUACAAUAUUGGCCUUUUUCCUCAGCAGAUCUUUAUAAUUGGAAAUCUAACCAUCCUUCUUUUUCUGAAAAACCAGCAGGACUCACGGGACUUCUUGAGUCCCUUAUGUUCUCUCACCAGCCCACUUGGGACGAUUGCCAACAGCUACUCCAGAUCCUCUUCACCACUGAAGAGCGAGAAAGGAUUCUUCUGGAGGCCCGCAAGAACGUUCUCGGGGACAACGGGGCCCCUACACAACUCGAGAACCUCAUUAAUGAGGCCUUCCCCCUCAAUCGACCUCAAUGGGAUUACAACACGGCCGAAGGUAGGGAGCGUCUUCUGGUCUACCGCCGGACUCUAGUGGCAGGUCUCAAAGGGGCAGCCCGGCGCCCCACCAAUUUGGCUAAGGUAAGAGAGGUCUUGCAGGGACCGGUAGAACCCCCCUCGGUUUUCUUGGAACGCCUGAUGGAGGCAUAUAGGAGAUACACUCCGUUUGACCCCUCUUCUGAGGGACAGCAGGCGGCAGUUGCCAUGGCCUUUAUCGGCCAGUCAGCCCCAGAUAUCAAGAAAAAGUUACAAAGACUAGAGGGGCUCCAAGACUUUUCCUUACAAGACUUAGUAAAGGAGGCAGAAAAGGUGUACCACAAGAGAGAAACAGAAGAAGAAAGACAGGAAAGAGAAAAAAAAGAGACAGAAGAGAGAGAGAGACGGCGUGAUAAACGCCAAGAAAAAAAUUUAACUAGGAUUUUGGCCACAGUAGUAAGUGAUAAAGGGUUUACAGAUAAGCAGAAAGGGACCCUGAGCAACCGGGCAAGACCGACACCUAGGGACAAAAGGCCUCCUCUCGACAGGGACCAGUGCGCCUACUGCAAAGAGAAAGGCCACUGGGCAAGGGAAUGCCCCCGAAAAAAGAAAAACGACAAAAAAGCUAGGGUUCUAUCCCUAGACGACUAGGGGAGUCAAGGUUCGGACCCCCUCCCCGAACCUAGGGU